Manacus vitellinus (golden-collared manakin) is the source of this 897-nucleotide messenger RNA. It is a transcript of the gene RGCC, whose product is annotated as regulator of cell cycle. Gene Ontology annotation, cellular component: cytoplasm. The record is from RefSeq and is a predicted model, not a curated record. Gene Ontology annotation, biological process: regulation of cell cycle. Gene Ontology annotation, molecular function: protein kinase binding; protein kinase activator activity. NCBI's taxonomy places the organism in Eukaryota, Metazoa, Chordata, Aves, Passeriformes, Pipridae.
AUGCGGCGGCGGGCAAGGUGGGAGCAGCGGGAGCGAGGGGCGGGCGGGUACCCGCUUCAUCCCUCCUUUCCUCCUUGUCCUUUCCUCCUGCUCGGGGUGGCGCGGGGGGGUCUGCGUGUGGGGCAGCGCCCUGUCCCUGGUCUGACGGCGCUGCUGCGCCCCCGGCAGGGCCGGGGGCGGUACGGCGGCGGGGGCCUGGCGGAGCGUCUGGGCGAGUUCGACGGUCGGUGGCUGGCCGAGUUCCAUCGCCCCGCGCGGCCGGCGCUCCGCUUCCUUACUUACGGCGACCACCUGGAGUGCGGCAUGAAGCGGCGGAGCAGCGCCAGCGUCAGCGACGGCAGCGGCCUCAGCGACUCCGAGAGUGCAGAUUCACUCUACAGAAAUAGUUUCAGCCUCAGUGAUGAAAAGCUCAACUCUCCAACUGCAUCUACUCCAAGCUUGCCAUCUCCAUCUGUAACUCCAUGUAAAGCAAAGCUUGGAGACACAAAAGAACUGGAGGACUUCAUUGCUGAUCUUGACAGAACACUAGCAAGUAUGUGAAAUUAAUUUUUGGCACUGUGCUUGCCUGUGGGUGUCCUCUGAAGGAUAAGUGACAUCGGUCCCUGAGAACUGCUGCCCUUGUCUGGUAACUUUGCUCCCCAAGAUACUCACCUUCUGCACAUAACCUUUGUAAACUCCUACAAGUAUUUAAUUGUGGCGAUACCAGUUUUUUUAUGUUGCAGCAGAUGGAAUAAGAUAACUUAAAUAUUACAGCUCUAUUUUGCUUUAAAAUAUAGUUUAAAUUGUAAUUUAAAGUUGCUUUUAUGCAAAUAUAUUUGUAAUUUUAUAUAGUUGAGAACUUUAAUGCUUUUUUCCAUUGUAAUAUAUUUUUAUAUCCAAAUAAAUUCUGAACUGGAA